This is a messenger RNA of Pyrgilauda ruficollis (rufous-necked snowfinch), 3177 nucleotides long. RefSeq names its product inositol polyphosphate-5-phosphatase J (gene INPP5J). The coding region runs from base 156 to 2753 and encodes 865 amino acids. Lineage: Eukaryota; Metazoa; Chordata; Aves; Passeriformes; Passeridae. Gene Ontology annotation, cellular component: plasma membrane; ruffle; cytoplasm. The transcript is spliced from 13 exons. Gene Ontology annotation, biological process: phosphatidylinositol dephosphorylation; negative regulation of peptidyl-serine phosphorylation. The record is from RefSeq and is a predicted model, not a curated record. Gene Ontology annotation, molecular function: phosphatidylinositol-4,5-bisphosphate 5-phosphatase activity; phosphatidylinositol-3,4,5-trisphosphate 5-phosphatase activity.
AGGUGAGCGAGGGCCGCUCCUGCGCCUUUAAGGCGCCGCGCAGGUGGCGGGCGUUGACGUCACUGUGUGGUACGUCACGGGGCGGGGCCGCAAGGUGCGCGGGGCCGGAUCGGGGCCGGGGGCGCGGCCGGGGCCGCUCCGGUCUCCUCCCGCCGAUGGACCUGGCCCGGCGCGGCAGCGCCGACCGGGGCUCGGCGUCCGGCGCAGGGUCUCGACCCGGCCCCCCGCGCGGCCCCGGCAGCGCUGGGGUUUCGGGGGCGCCUUUCCUCGGUGGCGGCGUCCCGGGCGGCCGUAGGAGCUCCCGACUGGACGGGCACGGCUGCUCGCGGCGCGCAGGAACCGAGGAGCGGCCCCAGGCCCAGACCCCGCCCGAGGGUCUCCCGCUGCCGGCCUUGCUGUCCCCCGGCCCGGGUAGUCCCCCGUCCCCGGCAGCGCCCGGCCGGGUUACAUUACCCGCGCCGGCCCCGCCGGAGCGGCGGGAGAUGCUGCCCAAAGCGGAGUCCAGCGACCACAUCGCGGCCUGGGCGGGCCCCGCGGUGCCCCGCGCCCCCACGCUGCCCAAGGCCGUGUCCAGCGAGUUCCUCGCCGGCGGAUGGGCGGGCCUGACCCCCCGAGCGGAGCCGGGCGAGCUGCCCGUCCUCGCCCGGACCCUCGGUCGUCUCGGCCCCAGCGACGUCUGCGAUGUGCUGCCGGACUGCCCGGGACGAGCCCCGGAGGACGGCGCGUUCCGGAGCCUGAGCCUUCCUGGAGAUGGGGAGGAAGUGGUUUUCCAGAGACAUCCUGUUUCACAGCCUGCCCGUGUCAGCCGUGUCAGAGGGCUCUUUGUGUUCGUUUCUAGAAUUUCAGGUGCAGAUCCCAGGAGAUCUUGGAGCAUCACAGUGGUCACCUGGAACGUAGGUACAGCCGUGCCCCCAAAUGAUGUGACGUCCCUGCUGCACCUCAACACGGGCGAGACAAAUGAUGUGGACAUGAUCGCCAUUGGGCUGCAGGAGGUAAACUCCAAGAUAAACAAGCGCUUGAAGGAUGCCCUCUUCACAGAUCAGUGGAGUGAACUCUUCAUGGAUGUGCUGAGCCCCUUCCACUUCAUCCUGGUCAGCACAGUGCGGAUGCAAGGUGUGAUCCUGCUGGUGUUUGCCAAGUACUACCACCUGCCCUUCCUUCAGGACAUCCAGACAGACUGCACCAGGACAGGGCUGGGGGGAUACUGGGGCAACAAGGGUGGGGUGAGUGUUCGUCUCUCCAUCUUCGGCCACAUGGUCUGCUUCCUGAACUGCCACCUGCCAGCACACCUGGAGAAGGCAGAGCAGCGCAAGGAGGACUUUGCCACCAUACUGCACAUGCAGCAGUUUGAGGGGCCCGUGGCCAACGGCAUCCUGGACCAUGACCUCGUGUUCUGGUUUGGGGACCUGAAUUUCCGCAUCGAGAGCCUGGACAUCUGUUUUGUGAAGUAUGCCAUUGACAGCAAUGUCCUGAGCCAGCUCUGGGAGAAGGAUCAGCUGAACAUUGCCAAAAGCACGUGGCCUGUUCUCAGAGGCUUCCAGGAGGGACCCCUGAACUUCCCACCCACUUUCAAGUUUGAUGUGGGCACCAACAAGUAUGACAGCAGUGCCAAGAAGCGAAAACCUGCCUGGACUGACCGCAUCCUGUGGAAGAUAAAACCUCCCAGCAAGGGGUUGGGCACAGGCGGGCACCGGCCCAGCCAGGGUGUGCUGUCAGUGAGCCAGCUGUGCUACUGCAGUCACAUGGAAUACACCAUCAGUGACCACAAGCCAGUAGCUGCCAUCUUUGCCGUGCAGUUUGCUUCUAAGGUGGACAAGCCCCUGGUUGAGAUUUAUGUGGCUGACGAGUGGAGCAGGCCUGAGCAGGCAGUUGUCAGGUACAAGAUGGCUGUUGGCUUCCACCGGAGCUCCUGGGACUGGAUAGGACUCUACCGGGUGGGGUUUCGGCACCCUAAAGACUAUGUGUCCUAUGUCUGGGCCAGGAGUGAUGAUGGGGAGCGCUGCCUGGAGAAGCAGCUGUGUGCACAGGUGAUGUUCUCUGAGGAAGCACUGCCCAAGGGGAACGGCGAAUACAUCCUUGGAUACUACAGCAACAUCUCCAGUAGCAUCGCUGGUGUGACUGAGCCCUUCCAGAUUUCCCUACCCAGGUCAGAGGAGGGCAGCAGCUCUACAGACAGCUCAGGCAGCAGCUCAGAAGAGGAUGACAGUACACUUGUCCUCCUGGCUCCCAAAUCCCGUAGUCCCAGCCCGGGCAAGAUGAAACGUCACCGGAGCCGAAGCCCCAGCCUGGCCAAGUUCCAGGGCCUCAUCCUGCGGCCAUCAAGCCGGGACAGGGGUACAAGCCGCAGUCCCUCACCCCAGAGCCGUUGCAGCCUCCCCAGGAAUAUCCCCACCAUUCAUCUGCCCCAUGAGGAGCCGGGGCACCGUGAAGUCAAGAGCAAGGAGCUGGGAGAGGCAGCUGAGAGCCCAGACAGCAGCUCAUUCUACCAGACUGUGCAGGAGCAAAGUGGCCUCCGGCGUGUCUCUGCUGACAGCUCCCUUGCCAGGGCUGACCCCCGGAACCUGGGCCUGCUGCCUGCACUGCGCCUGGAGAUGAUUGACCAGGCCCUGGGCCGGCAGCGGGAGAGUGCAGACCAGGGCUAUUAUCCUUGCCGAAGAAUGAGCCCCACCAGCCCCCCAGGCUGUGGCCCGUCCCCAAAGGAGGGGCACAGCCCCCAGGAGCUGGACAGACAUAGCUGUGCCAUGGGCCGCUGAUGCAGUGGCUCCCUUCCUCCUCCCCGUAGCGCGCUUGCUGUGUGCUUUCCUCUGCCACUUCCCUGCUGAGACACUCCCUCCGUUAUUUAUUGCAGUGACACCUCACCCCUGUUGUGUGCCUGGCAAGUAGAGGCCCCCCUUGCUAUUCCCCCACACAGGGGAGGGUGGGCAAAACUGGUCUCAUGUGGUUUGGGGAACCUCUCAUGAAUUUCCAAGUGCAGGACUCUUGUCCCAUGGGAGGAGUGCUGGCCUCACACCUGAGGUGGCUCAAAAGGCCAGGGCAGGGCUCUGGCAGGAAUGGUGACAGGCACAGAGCAAGGACUCCCACAGGGUACCCUGGAGAUCAAAGCUUGCUCCUUCCCUGCUCUGCCAUUGUGCCUCAGCCUGAACAUAGUGCAAGUGACAAAAUAAAUGAUCCUGCCCA